Trichomonas vaginalis G3 is the source of this 1071-nucleotide messenger RNA. RefSeq names its product phosphoprotein phosphatase protein. The transcript has a single exon. Lineage: Eukaryota; Parabasalia; Trichomonadida; Trichomonadidae. Gene Ontology annotation, molecular function: protein serine/threonine phosphatase activity. Gene Ontology annotation, cellular component: cytoplasm; nucleus. The record is from RefSeq and is a predicted model, not a curated record. The coding region runs from base 1 to 1071 and encodes 356 amino acids.
AUGGGGGUCACUGACCUACAAAUGGACACCCAGCAGCUGGAUACAUUAAUCUUCCAGCUCUUAAGUACGCGAAUGGAGAGUAAGUAUCCUAUGGAAGCAAUAAUAGAAUAUGAUACACUUGUUUCACUUACCGAAGCGGCACAAGAAGUAUUAUCGGAAGAAAAAACUGUACUCCAGCUGCAAGGAGACAUUUAUGCCGUAGGCGAUAUUCAUGGAUCAAUAGACGAUCUGAUUCGCAUAUUUGAAAAGUGUGGUUAUCCUCCAAAACAGAAGUACAUAUUCUUAGGAGAUUAUGUCGAUCGCGGCGAAUAUGGACUGGAGGUUGUCUCCUUAUUAUUAGCAUUAAAGGUAAAGUACCCCGAUUGUGUUUAUUUAUUACGCGGUAAUCAUGAAAUUGAGCGAAUUUCAUCAUUUUAUGGAUUUUAUGAUGAGAUUGCACUCAAGUAUUCUCUCGACUUAUACAAGAAAAUCCAUUACACAUUUAACUUCCUGCCAAUUGCUGCAGUUAUACAGAAAAAAGCAUUUUGCGUUCAUGGCGGUCUCGGACCGAACAUUCCAAAAAUAGAAGAUUUAAUAAAGUUAAACAAGCCAGAGGACGUCUCCGGUGAUAAUGUCUUUGUUGACAUGCUAUGGAGCGAUCCUAGAGACCAAACAAUGAGAUUUCAUCCGUCGAAACGUGGAAGCGGCUUCUACUUCAAUAAAGAUGCACUCCAAGACUUCCUUACACUAAAUAAUCUACAGUAUAUGAUACGUUCCCACGAAAUGUGCCAAAAUGGAUUCGAUAAGCCGUUCACCAAUGAUAGCUGCAUUACAAUUUUCAGUAAUACAGACUACUGCGGCUUAAAGAAUGACGCCACAGUUCUCCAUAUUCAUCCCGACGGUACAAAUAAUCUCUUAUUUAUUCCUUAUCUGACCCCUGAGGAAAAGCAAAAGCAUCGAGUCGUACUUCCAGAAUGGCUCUUAGAGUUGAAUUUGAAUACAAAUAUCUCUUCUGCUUCCUCCGGUGUUGAUUCCGACCUUAGCGAGUCAGAAGAAGAAAUGUUUGCAUUAUACUUGUCUAGUGUUGCUUAA